AUCUCUUUUGAUCCUGGAUGACAUUUGGGAUUCCUGGGUAUUAAAAGCAUUUGAUAAUCAAUGUCAGGUUCUUAUCACCAGCAGGGACAGGAGCGUAACAGAUGCUGUGGCUGGCAAUAAAUAUGAGGUUCAUGUGGAAAGUGGACUAGCACAUGAGAAAGGACUGGAGAUUUUAUCUCUAUUUGUGAAUAUGAAAAUAUCAGAACUGCCAGAACAAGCUAACUGCCUUGUAAGGGAAUGCAAAGGUUCUCCUCUUGUGAUAUCCUUGAUAGGUGCAUUAUUACGAGACUUCCCCAGUCGUUGGGAAUACUAUCUUAAACAGCUGCAGAAUAAACAGUUUAAAAGAAUAAGAAAAUCAUCGUCUUAUGAUUACGAAGCCCUUGAUGAAGCGAUGUCCAUAAGUGUUGAGCAACUGAAUGACAAUUAUAAAGACUACUAUAAAGACCUCUCUAUCCUCCCAAAAGAUGUUAAAGUCCCUACUAAGGUUCUCUGUAUUCUUUGGGAUAUGGAAACUGAAGAAGUUGAAGAUAUACUACAGGAGUUUGUUAACAAAUCACUGUUGUUCUGUGAUCGUAAUGGGAAGUCAUUCCAUUAUUAUUUACAUGAUCUUCAACUUGACUUUCUUACAGAGAAGAAUCGCAACCAGCUUCAGGAACUACAUAAAAACAUAGUAAACCAGUACAAGAAACAUUACAAACUUAAUACGCCUGUUCAGUCUCAAGAGGAUUGCAUGUACUGGUAUAACUUUCUAGCGUAUCACAUGGCUGGUGCCAACAUGCAGAAGGAACUCCGUGAUCUUAUGUUUUCUUUAGAUUGGAUUAAAGCUAAAACAGAACUGGUAGGGCCUGCUCAUCUGAUUCAUGAAUAUGUAGAAUAUAGUUCAAUCCUGGAUCAAAAGGAUAGCGCAGUACGUGAGAACUUCCAGGAAUUUCUGUCUUUAAAUGGGCACCUUCUUGGACGGCAACCAUUUCCUGACAUUAUACAGCUGGGGCUUUGCCAGCCGGAGACAUCAGAGGUGUAUCAACGAGCCAAGCUACAAGCUCAAAGAGAAACAGGAAUGUUUUAUUUGGAAUGGAUAAAUAAAAAAUCCUUGAAAAACCUCUACCGUCUGGUUGUUCGUCCACAUAGAGAUGCAGUCUACCAUGCCUGCUUUUCAAAGGACAGACAAAGAAUAGCAUCAUGUGGAGCUGAUAAAACGCUUCAGGUGUUUAAAACAGAAAGUGGAGAGAGACUGCUGGAGAUAAGUGCCCAUGAUGAUGAAAUACUUUGUUGCGCUUUCUCUGCAGAUGGUGAAUUUGUAGCAACUUGUUCAGCUGAUAAAAAAGUUAAGAUCUGGAACUCGAGAACAGGCCAGUGUCGGUGGGUAUAUGAAGAACACUCAGAGCAAGUCAAUUGCUGCCAGUUCAAUAACAGAAGUGGUCAGUAUCUUUUAGCCACCUGCUCCAAUGACACUUUCAUCAAACUUUGGGAUUUGAAAAAAAAGUAUUGUAGAAAUACAAUGAUUGGUCAUGAAAAUUCUGUCAAUCACUGCAGAUUUUCACCAAAUGAUGACUAUGUUGCUAGCUGCUCAACAGAUGGAACAGUAAAGCUUUGGGAAGCACGCUCAGCAAAUGAACUGAAAAGUAUUGAGAUAAAAGAUUUCUUCAGAAAUGCAGAUGAGCAGCCAGAUGAUGUGGAGGUUUUAGUAAAAUGUUGCUCUUGGUCCAGAAAUGGUGACAUGAUUUUGGUGGUAGCCAAAAAUAAGCUUUUGCUUUUUGAUGUUAAAACAUGUGAUUUGUUAUCGCAAGUUGUCAUAAGUCAUCACAGUACAAUCCAAUACUGUGACUUUUGUCCUGGUGAUGAGUUAGUAGCAGUUGCUUUGUCUCACUGUUCUGUUGAGUUAUGGAAUAUUAAAUCUUUAUCAAAAGUGGCAUAUUGCAGAGGUCACAUGAGCUGGGUUCACUGUGUGACUUUUUCUCCAGAUGGAUCUUUAUUUCUGACAUCAUCUGAUGACCAGACAAUACGU
Molecule: messenger RNA, 2005 nt
Organism: Leptosomus discolor (cuckoo roller)
Lineage: Eukaryota; Metazoa; Chordata; Aves; Leptosomiformes; Leptosomidae
Source: RefSeq, a predicted model, not a curated record